AUGGGCUUCGCAGACCUCCCAACCGAGCUCGUCCUGCAAAUCGCAGAGACCGCUCCCACUCCUCGCACCCUCCUCAUGAUGGCCAUCCUCAACCGCCGCUGGUACAAGAUCAUCGCCCCCCACCUCAUCGAGUACAACCUCAAAUACCACAAAGGUGUCGGGCUCGUUCACGCCGCGAAGAAGGGCAACCUGCGCGCUGUCGAGCUCUUCCUCGACGCCGGGGCCAACCCUAACACCGCGCCUGUUUACACUACCAAGAAUAUUGACUUUUGUCUCUGGGGUGUUUCGUACUUCCACGGCAGUCUGGAUGUGCUCGACCUGCCUCUGUUUCUCGCCGUGAAGAACAAGCAUAAGAUGACGGCGUUGUAUCUGCUCCAGCGCGGGGCGAACCCUGAUAUCCGUAGCUGGAAGGGUCACCCUCAUGUCGCUGACCUGGCGGAGUUUGGAGGAGACUAUGUACUGGCGACCUUGUUGCGUGUGCUGAGCCGUUCCAAGGUAGACGUGGACAUCAACUGGCUGGAGUACAGGUAUCGCCGGGGUGGUUUUCCACCAGUUCCUUUGACUUGA
Aspergillus versicolor CBS 583.65 is the source of this 567-nucleotide messenger RNA. RefSeq lists its product as uncharacterized. Gene Ontology annotation, molecular function: protein binding. The record is from RefSeq and is a predicted model, not a curated record. The transcript has a single exon. Lineage: Eukaryota; Fungi; Ascomycota; Eurotiomycetes; Eurotiales; Aspergillaceae. The coding region runs from base 1 to 567 and encodes 188 amino acids.